Molecule: messenger RNA, 3615 nt
Organism: Theileria annulata
Lineage: Eukaryota; Apicomplexa; Aconoidasida; Piroplasmida; Theileriidae
Product: proton translocating inorganic pyrophosphatase, putative
Exons: 5
Coding region: 1-3615 (1204 amino acids)
Biological process (GO): proton transmembrane transport
Cellular component (GO): membrane
Molecular function (GO): diphosphate hydrolysis-driven proton transmembrane transporter activity; inorganic diphosphate phosphatase activity
Source: RefSeq, a predicted model, not a curated record
AUGAAUACAUCUGAUUACGCUGGCUUAGUCGCCGCCUCUCUUUUCUUGUUAGUCGCCUUCGCCCACGUAGUUAAGGAGUUUGUACUCAAUUUCAGGCUUCGUUCUAAAUCUGAUAGAAAAGUCGUGACUGAUGAGAAGGAGAAGACGAGUGUCAGAAUUUAUCGUUUAUUACUGCUACACGUAGGCACCAACAACAUCGUUUUGGUGUGCCUGAUUUUUGGAAUCUCAUUUAUUAUCUAUGGCCUGAGGGAAUUUCUGGACGGCCUUUGCUUUUUUGUAGGAGGUUUAACAUCAUUGGUAACAGGUUUAUUGGCAGUGCUCUCAUGUAAAGGAGCAUCCAGCAAACUAGUAGAUUUGUCCCAAACAGGAAUCCGUCAAGUGUAUUUAAGAUGUUUGGGAAAUUCGUCAGCAAUUUCCAUCUUCUUGAUAGGUUUAAACGUUCUUUCAUUGUUCGUGCUUACGAUAUUUUUGUUCGCAAGAAAAUCACUAAAAGAUGAAAAUGUGCUGGAUUUGCUGACCACAAUUUCAUACUUUUGCUUUGGAACGCUUUUUGUGACAAUUUUCUCCCGACUGUCAGGAGGACUCUUCAACAACUCAUAUAACAUUCUCCUGGAGUCUAAUAAAAAAAUGGCAAAUGAAGAAGUUUCAACAGAUGAAGCUGCGGAAACUAAGCUAUUAGGAGAUAUGAACAACUACCUACAGAAUGUCUACGAGUUGGUGCUCGAAGUGGUUGCAAUCCUGUCAACACUAGUCUGCUCAUACGUAAUGGUGAUGGGCAAAUUCAAGGAAAAAGGAGAACUCUUUGCCACAUCAGUAAAGUAUUUAUCAUACCCAUUCAUAAUUCUCUCAUUCAGCCUAUUUAUAACGGCAAUAACAAUAACAGUUUUCACGUAUUUUAUGAAGAAUAACACCCUAAAAAGGGUUAAAAACUCAUACAUGUACACUGUGUGCUCGAGCCUAGUGGCCACACUGGCUUUCUUGCCCUUCUUUCACAUGUUUUUCCUACCCAGCGAACUCAAAGAUCUUCGCUAUGAAAGGUACAGAGUCUACGGACUGGUGUUGCUGGGUUUCAUUGUAGGAGUAUUAAUGUCGCUUUGCAAUAAAUACUUCCUGUCAAAUACAAGCAUUAUGGGAAGGUCAAUUAGUUUGUCAGUAAUUUCAUCUCUGACUGGAGGAAUUAUUAACUCACUUUCAUUCUCAAAGCUGUUUACAUUGAUUCCAACUGCAUUGGUGGCAUUGAUUCUGCUUUUGUCACUGAUGUUGACAGACUUUUACGGGCUAAUCUUCGUGUGCGCAGGCUCAAUGUGUUCACUCUGCUUAGUACUCACAGGCUCAAUUUUCUACUCUUUGAUCUUCGCAUCACACAGGUUAACAGAGGUUGAACCCGAUGAUAAUCCCGAAAAUGCUGAAAACCCAGCAGACAGUCUUGUUCUAAGAAACCUAAAGACCUCGUGGUCCACAGUAAGUGAUGUAACCAAACCUUACCUGAGCACUUGUUGCAUUUUACUGGGUCUGGUGCUCAUUGACCACUUGUCAGUGAAACUGGAUGUUGUCAACCCAGGAUACCUUAACGCCUUCGUGCUCACAUCGCUAUUCUUGGGAUGCACAUUCCCAGUGGUUGAAAGCGGUUUGAUUCUCAGGAUCUCAUCCUCAAUUGCAAAUACAAAGUUGAGGAAAACAUUUAAGGAGGUUUACAACUCACUUUAUCCCCCCAAAGGCGACCGAGAUGAUGGAAAAGGUAGGGGAAAGGGUAUAAAGCUUUCAUUUUUCAAGAGCAAAAAAAGAAAAAAUCAAGAUGAUAAGCCAGAGAGUGAGGAUAACACAAAGAGUAACGCCGAGAUUGACGUUCCAAAUGAAAAGGCAGAAGAGUCCAACAACGAUGAGCUAAUCAAUAUCGUAAUUAGCUCAGAUGAUGAAACAAAGUAUAGGAAGUUCAGAGGAGGUUUUAAGAACUGCUUACUUGUUGAAGCUGGAGUUAAAGAACAAUCACUACUGAAUGCUCCAAUCACCUGCAGCAGUUCGAGAUCUCCAUAUGCUGAUGACACCGUUGACUACGAUUCCACCAACGACUCAUUCCACACUGUCAACUCUAACGCAGUCAGCUCUAGCAAUGGCGAGGGUAAUAAUUCGAGUUUUGACGUGAGGAAACAUUGCUCCAGAGAUUACAGAAUAUUGAAGAAUGCAGAUAACCAUUACAAGAUGUUCCAUCCCAAGUACCAUCAGAAACAUUUUAACUUACAAAAGCAGACAACUGACGAAGAAGUCAGUGUAGAAAAUAACCAAAAUGCAGAAAUCCUUGAAAACAAUGAAAGUCACCAAAAUUUAGCCUCGAUUGUAGAGAAUAAGAAUAACCCGCAAGUUCCAUUGGAAACAACAGUGGAUUUGAAUAAGAUGAUUGAGGGCAUGAGGAAGAGCAAUUCCAGUGGUAGCUCAAGUUGUAGUAGUAGCUACAGGGAAUAUGAGGAUUCAUAUCCCGAAAAGAAACUUCAAUCAACCCAAGUCCACUCUUCUCAGUUAGUAGAUCAAGAGUCAAAUGAUGAGUCUGAAUUAGACGAAACAAAUUACACACGUUCAUUAUCGUCCAAGAAAGGCAGAAUUGGAGAUAAACAAAUUAGUAUUGACGUCAAUACCAACUUAUUACCCCCAGAUGUGGACAUUUCUGAUAAGCCCAGACGUCCAACUCCCAAAUCUUCCAGCGCUUUGUUGGAAGAUUUAGAAGCUAAUUUGAAAGAGCCGCCAAAGGGAGACCAAUUGCUAACAUAUAAAACUGUGUUAAUAUCAAUUUUACUUUCAGUCUUGCCAUUCAUUUUGGCCUAUGGAUUUCCACUUUUGGUUGGUAUUUGUUUGGGUAAGAAUGCACUCAUCACCUUUUUACUAUUUGCAAACAUUUCAUCUUCAAUUUUAGUUCAAGUACUUUCACUUUGUUCGAUGACUCUUGAGUCAAGUUACAAUCACAUCACCAAGAUGAGCUCUGCUGAUUCUAACUCCACAGUUUCACCCUCUCAGUUGGUGGACAGUAAUGGCAUUGUUUCCAAGAGGAUGAGCAAAAUCUUCUCCUCAUCAAUUGGGCCUGUGCUAAAUGCUCUUAUGAUGGCUUUGCCUUUAUUCUGCAUCUACACAUUCAACCUGUACAAUAGCCUUUCAAACAAGGAUGGGUUCCCCUCCUGUCAAAGCUUUUCUUUUAAAAAUUACAUUAAUGUCAGAAACAAUAAAUUUGUAAAAGAUUACUUGAUGGAAAUUAAUGACAAUGAGAAGGUAGGAUAUCUGGACAAGAAAAAUGACGACAUUCUAUUAAAAGUUAACGUUAAGCCUGGUUCAAGGCAGACUCAGAUUAUUGGAGAAUCAGAAGGACGCUUGUCAGUCCAAAUCGCAGCUCCACCUAGAGAAGGUGAAUGUAACAAAGCUUUAAUCGAAUUCAUUUCAAAAACUCGUAAUUUUUACUAUUUCUUAGCUUUUAAUACUUUUAAUGUUCUAAUUUUCUUAGUUGGCGUAAAGAAGGGGAAUGUGACGCUAUUACACGGGCACAAGUCAAGGGAUAAAAUCCUAUCCAUUACUGGAAUUGAUAUACAGACGGCCUCGAAUCUUCUUAUUAACUCUUAUAAAUCUGACGACUAA